Molecule: messenger RNA, 1990 nt
Organism: Seminavis robusta
Lineage: Eukaryota; Bacillariophyta; Bacillariophyceae; Naviculales; Naviculaceae
Source: the annotation of a GenBank genome assembly
AUGGUCAAAACUCACAUGUCCUAUGGUGGAUGUGGCUACCAUGACGAGAAGGGUGAUUGGUAUCAAUACUAUCGAUGCAAUAACGUCAAAUGUAAAAUGGGAGUUCUGGAGCAUGCCGUGAAAUCUGGCUACCAGAACUUCAAUACUCAUCUCAGAUCAAAAGGUUGCCUUGGUCCCAAGAAAUAUCAAAGAGAGCUAGAAAAGGUCAAGAAAGGUGGACAAGUCCAAACCGUUUUAACUGACAGUCCUUUCUUCAGAAUUGCAUCAGAUGAGGACGAGGAUGUCCAUGACCUGCUGCGGCUGAUUAUUGAGGAGAAUUUGCCGCUUGAUAUUACCGAAAAGCCCAUCUGGCGAGCGUCUCUGAAAUUCCAGCAUUUCGUUUCAUGCAAAUCUCUGCGCAAGUAUAUUGGAAACUUGGUUCAAAUCAAUGAAGAAAAACUGAAGCUGAAGAAGCUUCCAGCUAGAUUUGCUGUUAAUAGCGACGGCUGGACUGACAAGAAGACACACUACAAUGCCAUGUUUGCUGUUUUCAUGAAAGGUACGGCUCUAAAUGUCUAUCUUCUUUCGGUUUCUCCAUUGAUGGUGCCAAAAGGAAAAGGAGGCCGCGAUACCAGAGAAAUUGUCGAUGAUGCCGAUUUGGAUGAGCUGGAUGCCGACAACGUGGAUUAUGAAGAAGCCACAAGAUUCCGUGCUAAGGAGCAUGCGUUCCACAUGAAGACUGUACUAGCGGACUUCUACGACAGGACAUUCACACAGCAUGUAACCAACUUGGGUGGGGACAACUGCAGCACCAACAUCAGUCUGGCCAAGAAGUUGGGCCUUGCUUUAGUUGGGUGCCGCAGCCAUCGUCACAACUUGGAAAUGAAAAGAUUCAUUCAAGAACAGCCUGUUGUAGACCGAACUCUCAAGACUUGCCAUAAGGUGGCUGUGAAGGCUGGGACUCUCAAGAAUGCCGCCGAAGCCCGUAACAUGGGUGCCAAAUCUGUGUCUAAAAUUGCCGGUGUUCGGUGGAGAUCACAAUUUACAUGUGCUAAGGGCAACGUCGACAACACGACACAGCUUCGUACCAUGGAUGCUUUACAGCCAUACAAUGUUAUUGAAAUGGAAGACGUUGACGAUAUUGACAGUGCAGAUGAAGAGAUCUCGGACGCUGAAGAAGAAGACGCUGAUGGAAAUCAGUUGCCCAAGAAGUCGUUCAAACGUGUCAACAGAGAGGAGCUAGAUUGUGCACUGAAGGUACUCAAUGUACAGGACGUAUUCUGUGUGAAAGGCCAGGGAGCAAAUUUGACUUUGGCUAAGGGCGAGGAUUUGUUCCAGAUGGCUGGGAGCAAGCUUGAGCAAGCAUCGAAUGAGGAAGCUCUCCUUGAAGAUGGCUACAAGUGUAUGUAUCUGAAGGAUGGUUGUCAUUUGAGCGAAGAUUUCGAGGAUUUUGAAAGAGGAGUAAUUAAAAUCCAGAAGAAGUUGGCCCAUACUCUGACACCUGCGGAAAAACUGGCUGUGGCAAAGCUCGAGAAACCGACAGCAGAGGAAGGUGCUACUGCCACAGCAGUCGACGAUGACGAUGCCAAUCUCAAUACACCCGAGCGUGCGAUGAAAAAGCUGAAAAGGGAUCGGGAAUCCCUCCUCAAAGAGAUGGGAGAGACAGUCUUGGCGGAUAAGGACGACAACAGUGACUACAUCAAUGCCGAUUUCAUUUUGGCUACCAAUGACAUUGUGGAGCGAUUCUUUAGCCAGUGCAAGCAUGUGCUGACUCCAAUCCGCAAUCGGUUGUCUCCAUACAUGUUUGAGUGUUUGAUGUUUUUGAAAUGCAAUGACGACCUUUGGGAUGUGCACGAUGUUUCGGAGGCAAUUGCAAUGGAGAAGAAAGGCAAAAGAAACCUUAGAGAGCAGAAGGACUACCUUGAGUUCCGUGGACAAGUCGACAGUGGUGAGCUCUUCUAGAGACAACUAGGUAGCAGUAAAUUACUAGUAGGUAAGCAUAUAUGUGAAA